AUGGCCGAGCCGGCUGGUGGCUUCGUGACACCUUCGGGAUGGUUCCCACCCCCGGAGCUGACUCCCACUUUGGGGCCUUUGCGCGAUCCGGGCCGGAUGCCGGGCACCUGGGCGCUCUGGGCCACGAUGCCGCCGCCCCCACCGCCGCCUGCGUCGUCCCCCGCGGUCGGGUCCGAGCCGUCCUCGGGGGCGCAGCCUCGCCGCGAGUCCCCGGAACCUCCCGGGGCGCCGCCCCCCUUCGACGCCCUGCUGCUCCCCGCGGCGCAGCCCCCCUUCGACGGCCAGCCCCCUCUUGAAUCUCAGCCUCCACUCAACGCCCAGCCUCCCUGGAAUUACCAGCCCUCGACGUCGUGGUACUGGGGACAGUCUCCGGAUGCCUUUCCUCACCAUCAGAAGCCUCACAGCCCUGCCGUCAGGCGCCCCUUUUUCCCACGAAAACAUGAUGGAAACGUCAAUGAUUUCAACUUCCCUCCCAGUAGAAAUCAGAAAAAAAAGAAAAGAAAGGAACCUGUCUUUCACUACUUUUGCGAUACCUGUGAUCGUGGUUUCAAGAAUCAGGAAAAGUAUGAUACACACAUGUCUGAACAUACUAAAUGCCCUGAAGCAGAUUGCUCUUUCACUGCACAUGAGAAGAUUGUCAGCUUCCACUGGAAAAAUAUGCAUGCUCCUGGGAUGAAGAAAAUCAAGUUGGACACUCCUGAGGAGAUUGCCAGAUGGAGGGAGGAGAGAAGAAAAAACUACCCAACUCUGGCCAACAUUGAAAGGAAGAAGGUGUUAAAACUCGAAAAGGAGAAGAGAGGGGCCGUGCUGACGACGACCCAGUAUGGAAAGAUGAAGGGGAUGUCCAAACAUUCACAGGUGGCUGGGAUCAGAAGUCCCGGCAAACAUCACAGAUGGAAAGCCAAUCGGGAUGGACAUAGAGCAGUCAUUGAAUCAGGCAGUCCCUCUUGUGAGUCCAAACCGGACGGUCCAUCGGAGACAAAUGCAGAUCCCCUGGGUGCUUUGGCGAACAAUGAUUCUGAGUCGGAUAAGGAAGACAAGCCACCCAGAACUGUCGUACCCAAGGAAGUGACCCCAGCCCUGUGCUCCCUCAUGAACAGCUAUGGUAGCCUUUCAGAGUCAGAGAGUGAGCCAGAAGAAACUCCCAUAAAGAAGGAAGCGGAAGUGCUGGCAGAAAACCAGGCUCUUCAUAGCAGUCCUCAGGAGAGUCCAAGUCAGCGUGUCAAAGUGGCUGCUACAGACGUCUCAGAAGCCAGCCAGAAGAGCCCAAUGAAACAUUUUAAAAAGACAAAUCCCAAGCAGAAAAAACAACCCAAUUUUCACACAUUGUUUCAACCAAGAACACACCAUCCAAAUCUCCUGGAAAUGCUUUUGGCUCCGGACAUCAGACAUGAAAGGAAUGUGAUUUUGCAGUGUGUUCGGUACAUCAUCAAAAAAGACUUUUUUGGACUUCAUGCUCCUGUGGAAACUGAGGGCAUAUCCACGACUGAUGUUUCCGCCCGCGUACCUGAAAUGUGUAAAUAGUACCCUCCUGGAGAUGGCGGAGAAUAGCCCCCCACCUUUUCUCCCCCGUCAUUUCUUUUAAUACAUGCUAAUAAAUGUAGCACUAAUUCUUAA
Molecule: messenger RNA, 1617 nt
Organism: Echinops telfairi (small Madagascar hedgehog)
Lineage: Eukaryota; Metazoa; Chordata; Mammalia; Afrosoricida; Tenrecidae
Gene: NUFIP1
Product: nuclear FMR1 interacting protein 1
Exons: 10
Coding region: 1-1524 (507 amino acids)
Biological process (GO): box C/D snoRNP assembly
Cellular component (GO): nucleus
Molecular function (GO): RNA binding
Source: RefSeq, a predicted model, not a curated record